UCCUGAUACUUUUUGGGAUCUGGAGUUCUGGGGCUUUGUUGUUUUCUCUCUCUCUCUCUUUUUUAUUUUGGUAUCAGUUGGUUUCAGUUUCUGGUCUCAGAACUGUGUAUAAAUUCCUUGUAAUCCCUGAAACUGUAUCGGGUUCUGUUUAGUUUGUGUUUGUCUUUUCAACAUUCAUGUUUUUAAGGAUUUUGUAGAUAAUAUUAGUCUUUGGAAUCUGGAAACAGUUUAAGAUUUGUGUUUCUGGGUUUUGCUCUUUUUUAACUUAAUGGGGCAUUCACUAGUCUUUGCUAUUUGCUUUUCGUCUCUUUUAUUUAGUCCUUGUCUAUGUUCUUAUUUGGGUGAUCAAAAGAAAGACAAAAUCAAUGGGUUACCUCGUCAACCAGGAAAUGUUGAUUUUAAUCAGUACUCAGGUUAUAUAACUGUAAACCAACAAGCUGGGAGGGCUUUGUUUUAUUGGUUGAUAGAGUCACCGGCUAGUCGUGGAGCUCAGUCAAGACCACUUGUUUUGUGGCUCAAUGGAGGUCCCGGUUGCUCCUCUGUUGCGUACGGAGCAUCCGAAGAGAUUGGACCUUUUCACAUUAGGCCAGAUGGGAAGACGCUUUACUUGAAUCGUUAUGCUUGGAACAAGUUGGCAAACUUGCUGUUCCUUGAAUCUCCAGCUGGUGUUGGUUUUUCGUAUACAAAUACUAGUUCAGAUUUGUACACUGCUGGUGAUCAGAGAACAGCUGAAGAUGCAUAUGCCUUUCUUGUUAAUUGGUUUGAACGGUUCCCACAGUACAAGCACAGAGAUUUCUACAUUGCUGGGGAAAGUUAUGCAGGUCAUUAUGUGCCUCAGUUGUCUCAAAUUGUUUACCAAAAGAACAAGGGAAUUGCCAACCCAGAAAUUAAUUUUAAAGGAUUUAUAGUUGGAAAUGCCGUUACUGAUGAUUACCAUGAUUAUGUUGGCACUUUCGAGUACUGGUGGACUCAUGGUCUGAUAUCUGAUUCCACCUAUCGGAGCCUAAGAGCUGCUUGUGAGUCUGGGUCCUCUGAGCAUCCAUCCAUGGAGUGCAUUAAGGCCUUGAAAGAUGCAGAGAGGGAGCAGGGAAACAUUGAUCCUUAUAGCAUUUUCACGCAGCCUUGCAAUAACACUGGCUCACUAAGGCACGGCUUAAGGGGUCACUAUCCAUGGAUGUCCAGAGCUUAUGAUCCCUGCACUGAGAGAUAUUCUCAACUCUAUUUUAAUCUCCCUGAAGUUCAGAAGGCAAUGCAUGCAAAUGUAACUCGAAUUUCUUAUCCAUGGAGAACAUGCAGUGAUAUUGUAGGAAACUACUGGGCUGAUUCUCCACUCUCUAUGCUUCCCAUAUAUAAAGAACUCAUUGCUGCUGGUAUCAAAAUAUGGGUAUACAGUGGCGAUACCGAUGCAGUUGUUCCUGUGACAGCCACUCGAUACUCCAUUGAUGCCCUAAGGCUACCAACUUUAAUCAACUGGUACCCGUGGUAUGACAAUGGAAAGGUUGGCGGAUGGAGCCAAGUAUACAAAGGGCUGACACUUGUAACAGUGAAAGGCGCAGGACAUGAGGUUCCCCUCCAUCGUCCUCGACAGGCUUUUAUUAUUUUCCGAUCAUUUUUGGAGAACAAGCCGAUGCCAGGAUAAACAUGUUUAGUCCCAUUGACUGUCUACAAUGAAAAAGUGAAAGUAGAUCAUAGAUUUGUUCAUGUAUAUAGGAAGUGGUAAAAGCAUUCCUCUCGAGUGCCUCUCCAUUCUUGCCUCAACCGGGCAUCAUUUCUCAACUAUCUAUUUUUAAUAAGGAUUUUUAUUCUUUAUAGGGUUUCAAUCAAUAAUUGAAAUUUGUUUGAUUGUAGAAUAUUAUGAAAUCAUCGCUAGAUUAUUUCAGAUGUAAUUUUGUUGUAAUCUUAUGGCUUGAUGGUAAAUUCACUUCA
Pistacia vera is the source of this 1926-nucleotide messenger RNA. Its product is annotated as serine carboxypeptidase-like 27. Gene Ontology annotation, cellular component: vacuole. NCBI's taxonomy places the organism in Eukaryota, Viridiplantae, Streptophyta, Magnoliopsida, Sapindales, Anacardiaceae. The transcript is spliced from 9 exons. Gene Ontology annotation, molecular function: serine-type carboxypeptidase activity. Gene Ontology annotation, biological process: proteolysis. Bases 269 to 1639 code for a protein of 456 amino acids. The record is from RefSeq and is a predicted model, not a curated record.